Molecule: messenger RNA, 2931 nt
Organism: Dacryopinax primogenitus
Lineage: Eukaryota; Fungi; Basidiomycota; Dacrymycetes; Dacrymycetales; Dacrymycetaceae
Product: D-xylulose 5-phosphate/D-fructose 6-phosphate phosphoketolase
Exons: 2
Coding region: 129-2639 (836 amino acids)
Biological process (GO): carbohydrate metabolic process
Molecular function (GO): aldehyde-lyase activity
Source: RefSeq, a predicted model, not a curated record
CCCCCCCCAAAGCAAGCCUUCGUACAAAACAUUCCCUGGGUGGAUAGACUCGAGGCUCGCGACGUUGCCUCUUAACCACCACAACCACCCAUCGAGAAACACUUCCCAUAUCUAGUCGAUAAGCAACCAUGUCCGCCCCACAGCCGACCAGUGAGAGCAUAUCGUCGUUUGGCGUUGCUCGUUCCACCGUCCAAGGCGAGCCCUUGAGUAAGGAAGAGCUCCGUCUGACAGAUGCGUACAUGCGUGCAUCCCUCUACCUAUGUCUCGGUAUGCUGUAUAUGCGCAAGAAUCCUCUCUUGCGUGAACCUCUUCGCGUCGAGCACCUCAAGGCCCGUUUGUUGGGUCACUGGGGUUCCGAUGCCGGCCAGCUGUUUACAUAUAUUCACACCAACCGCCUUAUCAAGAAGUACGACCUGGAUGCUCUGUUCGUCUCCGGCCCCGGUCAUGGUGCGCCAUCCGUCUUGUCCCAGGCAUAUCUAGAAGGUACCUACUCCGAGGUCUACCCCGAUAUCACCCAGGAUGUCGCCGGUCUUCAGCGCUUCUUCAAGCAGUUCUCUUUCCCCGGCGGCAUCGGCUCGCAUGCGACGCCCGAGACGCCAGGCUCCCUGCACGAGGGUGGUGAGCUCGGAUACUCCAUCUCCCAUGCUUUUGGCGCAGUGUUCGACAACCCUAACCUUAUCACCAUUUGCAUGGUCGGUGACGGUGAGGCAGAGACUGGUCCCCUUGCCACCUCGUGGCAUUCGACCAAGUUCCUCAACCCCAUCACCGAUGGUGCUGUCAUUCCCGUGCUCCACUUGAACGGGUACAAGAUCAACAACCCGACUGUUCUCGCUCGUGUGAGUCACGAUGAGCUCCAAAGGCUCUUCGAGGGUUACGGCUGGACGCCCUACUUCGUUGAAGGCUCUGAUCUCCCCUCCAUGCAUCAAGCGAUGGCAGCGACGAUGGAGCACUGUAUCCUUGAGAUCCGCAAGUACCAGCAACAGGCGCGUUCGUCUGGCAAGGCAUUCCGCCCACGCUGGCCUAUGAUCGUCCUCCGCUCCCCCAAGGGCUGGACUGCUCCUCGCAAGGUCGAUGGGCAUUAUCUUGAGGGCUUUUGGCGUGCCCACCAGAUUCCCCUUGCCGAUGUCGCAACCAACCCCGAGCACCUUGUGCUACUCGAGAACUGGAUGAAGAGCUACAAGCCUGAUGAGCUCUUUGACACGAGUGGCAAGCUUAUUCCUGAGCUCCUCGACCUGCCGCCGAAGGGUGUGCACCGUAUGAGCGCUAAUCCAGUAUCAAAUGGUGGGCUAGUUCGCAAGCCGCUGCACCUGCCCGACUUCCGCGAAUAUGGUAUCAAGGUCACCUCCGCCGGCCGGGACGACGCGUUCAGCAUGAACAACAUGGCGAACUGGAUGCGUGACGUCAUCGCUAAGAACCCCAACAACUUCCGUCUCUUCGGGCCGGACGAGACCGAGUCCAACAAACUUGGUGAGAUCUACAAGGCCGGCAAGAAGGUCUGGAUGGGUGACUACUUCGAGGAGGAUGCGGAUGGUGGAAACCUUGCUUUCGCUGGCCGUGUGAUGGAGAUCCUCUCUGAGCACACCUGCGAGGGCUGGCUUGAGGGCUACGUCCUCUCUGGCCGCCAUGGUCUGCUUAACUCUUAUGAGCCCUUCAUCCACAUUAUCGACUCGAUGGUCAACCAGCAUUGCAAGUGGAUCGAGAAGUGCCUCGAUGUCGAGUGGCGCACCAAGGUCUCUUCCCUCAAUAUCCUUCUGACCGCUACCGUUUGGCGCCAAGAUCAUAACGGUUUCACUCACCAAGAUCCUGGCUUCCUCGAUGUCGUUGCUAACAAGAGCCCGGAUGUCGUCCGCAUCUACCUGCCUCCUGAUGGAAAUUGCCUGUUGUCCGUCAUGGACCACUGCCUGAAGAGCGUCAACUACGUUAACGUCAUCGUCGCUGACAAGCAGAACCAUCUCCAGUUCAUGGAUAUGGAGGAUGCUGUCGCACACUGCACCAAGGGUGUUGGUAUCUGGGACUGGGCUUCGAACGAUGCCGAUGGCGAACCCGAUGUCGUCAUGGCUUCCUGCGGUGAUGUCUCUACCGCCGAGGCCCUCGCGGCCACUGCGCUCCUGCGCGAGUACCUGCCAGACGUCAAGGUCCGCUUCGUCAACGUUGUGGACAUCUUCAAGCUCAUCAGCAGCGGUGAUCACCCUCACGGCAUGACCGACAAAGAGUACACCGCUAUCUUCACGGACGACAAGCCCAUCAUCUUCAACUUCCACUCCUACCCCUGGCUGAUCCACCGUAUGACCUACAAGCGUCCCGGUAACCUCAACCUCCACGUCCGUGGCUACAAGGAGAAGGGUAACAUCGAUACCCCGCUCGAGCUCGCCAUCCGCAACCAGACCGAUCGGUUCUCGCUCGCGAUGGACGCGAUCGAUCGCAUGCCCACGCUGCACAACAAGGGCUCUGCGACGCGCGAGCACCUCCUCAACAUGCAGAUCAAGGCACAGAACGAGGCCUUUGAGCACGGCAUCGACCCUGAGUGGGUGAGGAACUGGAAGUGGCCGUUCGGCAAGACUGUCACUGGUACUGUUGCCGGUGCUGUCAGCGGCCUUCUUGGCCCUAGGGGACAGAAGGAGUUUGCCACCUCUGAGUAAGAGCUGUGUAUCUGCCUUUCCUUUCCUUUUCUUUCCUUUCCAUUUCAUGAUUCUCAACUUUUUGUGACGAGUACCACGCCUGAAGAAAAAAAAAGAAGACAACACCCUUGGGGUGAUAUGUAGAAUCGAUGCUUUUCGAUGCCCCUUUUUUGCUCCCCGACUUUCCUGCUACUUUUUCCUGUUGUGAACAAUCAUAGCGACUACCGACUGCUGAGCUGUUUGUGCAAGCAAAAUCCACUACUGAAAGAAUUGUAACACGUACUGCAAGUGAUCAAUCAAACGAGAAGUUUUC